UUAAUUGCUCUUUGUAUCUUGAACGGACGCGGAUAUAUGAGCCAUCACCGCCGCGCGGCCAGUGUCAAUGUAUCCACGUCGCCAACCUCCGAUAUCGACGACAUCAACUGGUUCGACGAUGCCGAGGCGGUCAUCGAUUACCUGGGCGACAACAGCCCCGCGAUCCCAAAGAAAUUAAGCGAGACAUUGCCCGCCAAGGCCACCACCUUGUCGCGGGCGUCGAGCUUGACGUGUGAGAAGGAGCGCAGCGUGUUUGAACACGUGCAGUGCGUCGCCGUGUCCCUCGCCGAGGCGCCAGUUGGUAGCAAGGACCAGCUCGGCUGUCGCAAGGACCUUCUUGAGAGUCCGGUCGUCGACAAGCCCACGGAAAACCAUCUUCACGCCAACUUGGAGUUGGCGAUUUUGACGAUUGCGUCAUUGCAGAGCCAGCUCGGAGUAGCCACGAGCACGAACGAGCGCUUGCGGCAGGACCUCGAUCGGCUCAUGACGAGCGAGUCGACGGCUAUGAAAGCUGCUGACGCUGCCGUGCGCACCGUGGAUGUGCUCCGCGAGCAGCUGCGCGUAUCGAGCCACGAACAGCUCGCAAAAGUUGCGGCCCCGGUCGUCGACCCCGUUGAGGCCAAGCGUCUCGCCGAGCUCGCCGCCACCAAAGAAGCACUGACAAAGGCGCUGUGGGACCGAGAUGCAGCGCUCGCCAAAGACAAGGCCACGGCCGCGAUGCUCAAGCAGGUGGAAACCAGUCUGUUUCAAGCCAGCGUGGACGUGGCGGCCAAGACGACCGAGGUCACGCAGCUCCGCGCCGCCCACGACGCAUUAGAGGCGGAGCUGGCCAACGCCAAGGCAGUUGGCGCCGAUUCUCAGGCCAAGCUCGAGCGCGCAAUGGAGCGCAUCGACGUCCUAUCGACGACCGCCGCCUCCGUAUCGGAGGAGAACACGGACCUGCACGCUCGCGUAAUGACGUGGCAAGCUGACGCGGACGCCAAGUCCGCCCAGAUUCAGUCGUGGCAGCGCCUGGUGCCCCGAUUGCAUACGGAGCUGGCCGAGCUGCGGAGCGAGUGGGUCCAAUCCAAGCGCGUGAUCAAGCAAGAGAUCAAGAAGACGCAGUCGUCGCUCCUCAAGUGGAGCCAGGACGGGACGGACGUGGCCAUCCAGCACAACGAGCGCGAAGUCGCGCUGGAAGCCAAGCAUGCCAAGAUUGCGCAGUGGCAGUACCAGGUCAAGGUCGAGAAGCUCCGGUGCGCAAGCAUCGAGCAGCAGCUCUGGAAAGCCAAUGCCACGUACGACCGCGACUCGGCCCGGUGGCGCGACGAGUACGACCGUCUCCGCGACCACGUCAACGUUCUCCUCGAAGUCAAAGCGAGCUUGGCGACCGAAGUCCGUACGUCGUUGGAGCGGAUCCAGGCGCUCGAGGCGACGCUGGCGCACCAGCACUUGGCCUUCUCGCGCUUGAAGAAGAAGCAGUCGGCGCUACAGCAGCAUGUAGAGAUCCUACAGCAUACCCAUGCGCGGGAGCUGGAACGGGUGUUGCUCCCCAAGACAAUCAAGUCGACGACGACGGCGCUUGACGCGGAGAACCAGGGCGAACUAAUACCUCCAGCGUGGCUCGAUUUCGUACGCCUCGUGCACGUCCACCGAGAGACUACGACACGCUUGGCAUAA
Molecule: messenger RNA, 1659 nt
Organism: Saprolegnia parasitica CBS 223.65
Lineage: Eukaryota; Oomycota; Saprolegniomycetes; Saprolegniales; Saprolegniaceae
Exons: 13
Coding region: 37-1659 (540 amino acids)
Source: RefSeq, a predicted model, not a curated record